Drosophila obscura is the source of this 558-nucleotide messenger RNA. RefSeq lists its product as uncharacterized. Bases 51 to 536 code for a protein of 161 amino acids. The record is from RefSeq and is a predicted model, not a curated record. NCBI's taxonomy places the organism in Eukaryota, Metazoa, Arthropoda, Insecta, Diptera, Drosophilidae. The transcript has 2 exons.
UCUUUAUAUACAGACGUGCUUUGGCAUUGGAAAUAUUCAAUCUUUUGGGUAUGAAACAAUUCUUUAUUGCUUGCCUGGUUGUUUUUGAAUUGGGAUCUUCAGGGUCCCAUCCACAAAAGCCUAUUACUAUUUCGUAUGAUCCGCUGAACGUGCAACGGGAUAUGAAGGAUUUUAGCAUUAGCAAAGCCUUGAAAAUUCAGCAAAGGCCGAGUAAAGCCAGGGAAGCUUUUCAACAACUGGAAACUGAAUAUAAAAUGUAUUUUGCACUGAGGCAGCAGAUACAACUGGAUCAGGAAACGCUAGAUAAGCAGAUAGCCGAUAAGAAGGUGGCACUGCAGAUGGCCACCAUAAAGUUGGCCGAAAUGGAAACCAAACGUCGAUUGGCGAGUUGUGUGCCGCGGCAGCAAACCACAAGGGAAGUGGAUCCUGGUUUUACUAGAAUCCCUCAAAGCCGCUAUGACCACAAACGGAAUGGUCUUACUACACUCCCCAUAUCCCCUUAUGAUCCACCACUUCCCCAAAUCGUUGGGAAAUAAACUCUAAAAAUUCCUAAAAAUA